AUGUUUUUUCCAAGUAUCAUCAAAAUAUCACGUCACCAUCAUCGUAUCUCCUACACUUCUUAUCUCCGGUCCGGGGAAUGGUUUUGCGGAGUCUGUCGCAAAAGUAUUGAGAACGAUUAUGGUUCAUAUACUUGUGAUAAGUGUUGUGAUUAUUUUGUUCAUUCAAUAUGUGCUCUACGGGAAGAUGCGUGGGACGGAAAAGAUCUUGAAGGUGUACCAGAAGAAGAUGAUAUAACACCAGAUGUUGUACCAUUCAUUAUGAUAUCUGAAGGAGUUAUACUCCAUUUCCUUCAUGAACAUCAUCUCUGCCUCCAAGUCAGCAUGCUUUAUGACGAAAACAAGUUUUGUCAAGCAUGUGUUCUGCCUAUAUUUGAAGGUAAUCUCUAUUCUUGUAUUGAGUGUGAUUUCAUCCUUCAUGAAACAUGCGCAAAUUCUGCCCGUAAGCUACAACAUGCGUUUCAUCCUCAUCCACUUACAUUGAACCUUGUGAGUCCAUAUAAAGCUGGUCAAUACGGUUGUGAUGCUUGUUAUCGUUUAUGCAAUGGAUUUAAUUAUGGGUGCCAUUUAAAGGAAUGUGAUUUCUAUCUGGAUAUAAGGUGUGCUUCAGUAUCUGAACCGGUUGAUUACCAAGGUCAUGAACAUCCCUUGUACUUAGCCUUAAACCCAGAACAAAAUCCUGUAUGUCAUGUAUGCAAAAUACAAUGUGAGAAGCAGUUAAACUGCAUCAUCUGUGAUUUUAUUAUAUGCAUUAAAUGCAUUACCUUACCAUACAAAGUAAGGUAUAAGCAUGAUAAACAUUUUCUCAGAAUUCUGUGGGGGGAAGAAAUAUGUAGCAAAAGUUGGUGUGAGGUAUGCGAGCAUGAUUUGAGAGAUACAAACACAAACAUGAUCUAUUGGUGCGACGAAUGUUGUAUCACAGUUCAUGUUCAAUGUUUAGUUGGUUAUGACCCAUAUCUGAAGCAUGGUCAAUCUUUGAAAAUAUAUGGACGAAAGUUUCAAAUUCAUUGCAAAAGCCAAAUUUCUCGACCAUUAUGCAGCUACUGCAAAAAUCGUUGUCAAGACAAAAUACUAACGAAAGAAAACAUCAUAGCAUGUUCUGCGAGAUGUUUUAUUAAUAGUCUUAACCUUCAUGUCUCUAUGUAAUUUAUUUAUCUCUCAUAAAUCAUAUUUGAUUUUAUUAUUUGUUAAGUUAAUUUAAUGUAUCUUUCUGUUUAUAUAUGUACUUUGUUGAUUACUU
Messenger RNA from Eruca vesicaria subsp. sativa (arugula), 1237 nucleotides. NCBI's taxonomy places the organism in Eukaryota, Viridiplantae, Streptophyta, Magnoliopsida, Brassicales, Brassicaceae. The record is from the annotation of a GenBank genome assembly.